AUGCCCAACACUUCAGUCUCCUCACCAAACAUCUUUCGACGAUGUGUCAAUACGCCUGCCGACAGCGGCGGGAUUCGCAACACUACGCCUUCCAGUUCCAAGCCUACCAAAGAUGCAGGCAUGAGACCAGCGCACGUCGACGACGAUAGGGGCUACUUGACCUUUACGCGUGCUUCACUGUUCAAGCUGACGCUACCGCUAGCUCCACCUUCUGAUGAUCCCAAGUCGCCCACCUCGAAGGCUUCCUCAGCGGCAGCACGCGCUCAACGGCGACAGGCAGAGCAAGGCAAUGGGGAGGAAGAGCCAAAGCAGCACUUGCAGCCUGCGAAAGAUAGUGUGAGGUCGUGGGAAAGGAGAGUCGAGGACGGAGAGACAGUAUCGCAAGUGUAUGAUGAUCAGAAAGCGGACGGCAAGACGAAGGCGGACCGCGCACAAGAGGUGGAGGAUAUGAUGACUGAUCGUGCAGAGCUGGAAUUCGACGCGCAUGCUCCCGCGCAUUCCGUGGUGUUCCUUCUUCAUGGGCGAGUCGCUUUGUCGCAAAGCUGAACUCUCAUUCUUUAGAGUCCACUGACCCUCGUCGCACGCCGCCGCAGAGGCCAGCCGUUGUCAUACGUCUCGAGCUUGAUACGCUCCGAGGGCCCAUCGGCACGGCCAUUGCCCUCGCACACUCACGGAGACCACCCUCCUGGCACACCGCCUGAUGACACGCUGGAUAGCCGCUUGCCCGCGAUCACGUUUCACACUCGGCGAUCUGAGCUCAAGAGGUGGUCGCCUGCUACGGGUUUCAAUGACUACGUUCGCGAGGCUGCACGACUUGGGAGCUUCACGAUUCGCAUCGGCGAGCGAGAGAUCGAGGUGCGGCGUGCAUGCGUUGGGGUAGUCUGCCCGUUGAGCAUUGACUGACUUCCGGUCUGUUCUCAGGUCAACGUCCCUUCAUUCGAGGAUCGCACCCGCUUUCUGCGCUCGCGAUUGUACGCGUGCACGGAUGAGAUCGAGAGGCUCAGAGUGCUCAAGGUUGAAUGCGAUAAGUUAGCCCAGGUCGGAACGAAGCGCUUUGCGUUCGCUGGAGCCGGGGUGCUAGCUACUUGGUGGGUUACAGUCAGCUACUUCACCUUCUUCACCGAGUAUGGCUGGGAUGUGAUGGAGCCCGCUACAUAUCUCGUGUGAGCAUGCUGUGCUUCAUAACACAAGUCCGGAUUGCAUUGCUGAUCCCUUCCUGUGGCAUGCAGCGGUUUGGGAACCUUGAUGGGAGGUUAUGUUUGGGUAAGCCUUUGGUGUUGGGAAGACUGGAUCCGCAUGAGGCUUGCUGACGCAACUUUACGCUGUUCCACCGUAUGUUGUGGCUUAGUUCUUGCUUCACAAUCGCGAGGUGAGCUCCGUGACGGCCACAAGGCUCCUUCUCUCGUAAGCUGAUCGUGCGGAUCCUCUCACCUGCAGGUAUCCUACCGCGCCGUGCUGAAUGAGACGACGAGGUGAGCAACUGCCAGAGGAGCUUCAGAAGACAGCUUCAGCCUCUAAAUGUUUUGCCGAACUUCGCAGUCGUCGCCAGCAAAUGCUUUACGAGCAGCGGGGACUGAACGUAGUGCGUUACGAAGAGCUGAUUGACGAAGCAAAGUCGCUGCGUUCACAAAUCAAACGUGUUGCCGAAGAUGUAAGCCACAGCCUUCGAGCCGGAUCUCCCCCGACGCGUCUCAGCUGACGACUCGCUUCACACCUUAGUACGGUCUGGAAUGGGAUCAGGGAGAGACAGUGUCCGGUCAGAAAGCGAAAAGGGCUUUGGACGUGGUCAGGCGACGCGAAGCGGCAGAUGAGAAAGGUGGUCGUUCCGUAAGUUCAAGGGUACAGCUCCUCCACUGA
Molecule: messenger RNA, 1857 nt
Organism: Ceraceosorus bombacis
Lineage: Eukaryota; Fungi; Basidiomycota; Exobasidiomycetes; Ceraceosorales; Ceraceosoraceae
Source: the annotation of a GenBank genome assembly